AUGACCCAGAUCACCCAGGAGCCCGUCCGCCAAACCCCGAUGAAAGCCGCCGCGUCUAACCCCGCUCCUCUCCCUCUGGCUGACGGGCACAGUGAGCAGACCGGCGCCGGCGCGAUGAAUGCGCAGGUUGUUACUUCUCAGCCGAAGCCCCUCAACCCCAUGAGCACCGAGGACCCCGAGCUCACUCUUCGCGGCGGCGAUCUCUACUGUGGCUUCUCCCGCGGCUGCUGCGGCUUCACUUGCUCGUGGUAUAAGCGCUGCUGCUAA
Messenger RNA from Thermochaetoides thermophila DSM 1495, 267 nucleotides. RefSeq lists its product as uncharacterized. The record is from RefSeq and is a predicted model, not a curated record. Lineage: Eukaryota; Fungi; Ascomycota; Sordariomycetes; Sordariales; Chaetomiaceae. The transcript is spliced from 2 exons. Bases 1 to 267 code for a protein of 88 amino acids.